This is a messenger RNA of Conger conger (European conger), 3269 nucleotides long. RefSeq names its product angiopoietin 1 (gene angpt1). The coding region runs from base 509 to 2071 and encodes 520 amino acids. Lineage: Eukaryota; Metazoa; Chordata; Actinopteri; Anguilliformes; Congridae. Gene Ontology annotation, molecular function: receptor tyrosine kinase binding. The transcript is spliced from 9 exons. Gene Ontology annotation, biological process: angiogenesis; Tie signaling pathway. The record is from RefSeq and is a predicted model, not a curated record.
GUGGGGAAAGGACAGAGCCUGUUUGAAGCCUGGUGCUACACUGCAAAGCCUCUCGCAAAAAGCCAAAGAGGACCCAGAGGAAGAAGGAGCAAGUGCCUUUUGGAAACCCUGCAGGACAACAUACCACAUAUAUACUUUAUACAACACAUACACACACAGCUACCACAACCUCACAUCUAUAUUUACAUAAUACACAGUCACAGUAGAACACGUGACCAACGUUUCUUGGAAACUUAGUGUUUCCCGAAAAGACAGGAGUCUGGACCUUAUCUUGUACAAGACCAGAAAAGUACUGUGAUGCCCACGUGGACUCGGUUCCUGUCAGACUUUUGCGUCAGUGUUGUCCAUUUCAAUGGACACUAGAUGACCUCGAUUGAUAUAUCCUACAGUCUUUUGAUUCAGCCAGUGGGAGGGGAACAUAUUUCAAAGACACGCAUUGAAGAAGAUGCGUUAAAGAAGACACCGCUUAAGAAGAGCUCCUUUGUUGCCUUUUCCAUUUGCUACGACAAUGUCAUGGGACAAGUUUACCUGUCACCUGGUCUCCCUGGCAGCGCUCCUGGUGGCGGUAUGCUGCGGUGCAGUGGAACAGCGUAAGGGGGCAGAGGGCGGCACUGGCAGCGUCAGUGGUAGCGCUAGCACCGGCGGCAGCAGUAGACGCUACAACCGAAUCCAGCAUGGGCAGUGCACCUACACCUUCAUCCUGCCGGAGAACGAUGGCAGCAACUCCGCCUGUCGGGAGCCCAAAGCUGGUGGACAGUACAAUGCCAAUGCCCUCCAGAGAGACGCACCGCAGGGAGAACAAGACUUCUCCAGCCAAAAGAUCCAGCACCUGGAGCAUGUGAUGGAGAACUACACUCAGUGGCUUCAGAAGAUUGAAAAUUACAUCAAAGAGAGCAUGAAGAUGGAGAUGGCACAACUUCAGCAGAGUGCAGUGCAUAAUCACACAGCUGCCAUGUUGGAGAUGGGCACCAGUCUACUGUCCCAGACAGCCGAACAGACACGAAAGCUGACAGACGUGGAGACACAGGUUCUGAAUCAGACAUCAAGACUUGAGAUCCAGCUGCUUGAGAACUCUCUGUCAACCAAUAAGGUGGAGAAACAGCUCCUGCUCCAGACCAAUGAAAUAAGAAAACUUCACGACAAGAAUGGUUUCCUGGAGCAGAAGAUGCAGGAGAUGGAGUCCCGGCACCAGGAGGAGCUUGCGGCCCUGCGGGAGGAGAAGGGUAGCCUGCAGGAGCUGGUAGGCAGGCAGAGCAGCGUGAUCCAGGAGCUGGAGACCCAGCUGGGCCGUGCCACCGGCAACAACACCGCACUGCAGAGGCAGCAGCAGGAUCUCAUGGACACCAUGCACAGCCUGCUCAACCUCUGUUCCAAGGGAGGAGUGGUCCCAAACAGCACAAAACAGGCAGAUGAGGAGAGGAAAUAUCGGGACUGUGCUGACCUCUUCCAGGCGGGGUUCAACAAGAACGGUGUCUACACGAUCCACAUUAACAUGCUGGAGACAAAGAAGGUGUACUGCAACAUGGAGUCUGCUGGAGGGGGCUGGACGGUGAUCCAACACAGAGAGGAUGGAAGCUUGGAUUUUCAGAGGACGUGGAAGGAGUACAAGAUGGGAUUUGGAAGUGUGUCUGGGGAGCACUGGCUGGGAAAUGAGUUUGUCUACCUCCUCACCAGCCAGAGGCAGUAUUCCCUACGGGUGGAGCUAACGGACUGGGAUGGACAGCAGGCUUUUUCCCAGUACGACAAGUUUCACAUUGGGAAUGAGAAGCACAACUACAGAAUAUUUCUGAAGGCACACAGUGGGACAGCUGGCAGACAGAGCAGUUUGGUGAUCCAUGGGGCGGACUUCAGCACCAAGGACAUGGACAACGACAACUGCAUGUGCAAAUGUGCUCUCAUGCUAACGGGCGGUUGGUGGUUUGAUGCCUGCGGUCCUUCCAACCUUAACGGAAUGUAUUAUACCAAGGGGCAGCACGUUGGGAAACUAAAUGGCAUCAAGUGGCAUUACUUCAAAGGCCCGAGCUACUCCCUUCACACAACAACCAUGAUGAUCCAUCCAUUGGAAGUCUGAGAGGGCAUUGUCAAGGCUUGUGGAUUCAAAGGGAAAUAUCAACAACAAUUCUCAGCAAUGCUUUUCCAUGUAAAGGACCAGGACAUUAUGGAAAACGGCUGCCAUGAAGUCAACCUCUCAUUUGUUAUUAUUUUUUUCGCGGGUGGAGGGGGUUUGUGUUGGGAAAGACAAAUGUUUCCCCAACUUUACAGUAUUAUCUUGUUAUGUUUUCAUUGCUAAGCAAGUCAUUCGGGUUUUACUCUUGAACUUUAGGCUUCUGUAGAAUACUGAACUGAACGGUCAUAACUGUAGGAGGCCUGGCUGGAGCCAAGAGUAUUUGUUCUUUCAGUUUCAUUUGUUUGGACUGCCCAAUGUUAACAGUGCCAAAUCUGGGAUGUGCACAUAAACAAGAAAAUAAACCAUGGUUUUCUAAGGCUUUUGGGGUUGAUGCAAAAUGACAUUCUGAAUCAGAACAUUAUGAUUAAUGCUCUUUAUUUUUAUACAGUUGUAAAAUGUUUGACAUAGUUUGACAUUUUUGUACACAGUCUUCUGCAAACAGAAGGGAAAUAAGGAACUGCACCAAGGAUUACAAGAUCAUUUUCUGCAGUUCAUAGAAGGACAAUUCAAUUCCAGUGACUUUGUGCAACAUGUGAACUUUGAACAAGAGGCACAGCUGAAUCAAUGCGGACUCAUAAUUCCUAAGCCAUAGCUACCGUAUUGUUAUUGAAUUGCUAAUGAGGAAGUAUGUACUCCACUGGUUGGCAAACUGCUUGUGAGCUUUUUUUGAGACCCACAAUAUUAUAUAAUUAUACAUUGUUCAUUCCUCUCAGUCUUCUAAUUUGAGCAAAUGUGAAAAUUAAUACAUACUUGUACACAUAUGUGGACCAGUAUUCUCACUCUCUCUUGUUUCUAGCUGUUAACCAAUUCAAGAGGAAUUGAAAAUCUUCUGUCCCACACUAUAUAUUGUGUUGAUGUUAAUUUAUAGGAAAUGCCUGUCUUUGUUUUGAUUUUGUUUUUAAACUUGACUUUUUAAUGAGUAUUUCAUGAAGAACAUUUGAAUGAUAUAAAAUCCAAUAUUUCAGCUGAAAUGCGUGUGGGUAUAUUGCACUGUGAAUGUGAAUGGAGGAUGAUGAGGGUAAGGAUUAAUAAUGAGAUGCGUACCUACCCUCUGCCACAUACUCAGAUGUAAAUAAUGUUAAAUAAACAUUAUUUAAUAAAA